Molecule: messenger RNA, 4842 nt
Organism: Pimephales promelas (fathead minnow)
Lineage: Eukaryota; Metazoa; Chordata; Actinopteri; Cypriniformes; Leuciscidae
Gene: lrrc4bb
Product: leucine rich repeat containing 4Bb
Biological process (GO): regulation of presynapse assembly; regulation of postsynaptic density assembly; positive regulation of synapse assembly
Cellular component (GO): postsynaptic density membrane; glutamatergic synapse; plasma membrane
Molecular function (GO): signaling receptor binding
Source: RefSeq, a predicted model, not a curated record
AAAAGCAGCUCAGAACCAAAUGUCUAAGUAGUAGCAGGCGAGGCAUGAUCCCAAUCCCAGCCGUCCCUGCGGAUGAAACAGUGUGUAUGCACGGAUGUAUGGAAACAGGCUAGAGCAGGUGUGUUUUGUGCAUGUCUCAGUGGUCGCUGUAUUCAGGACCGUGGCUACGGACUUUGCGUAAGAUGUUGCGCUGGGUGCAGCAUCAGUCCUGUGUGCGGCCACGACGCGCGCGAGCUGCCUGCAUACACUUACAAAAAUGCGCCAGUAGGUUUGUACGCCUCGUACCCCGGAUAAUCAAAUUACAUUCGAUUUUUACACUUUACAGCGAGCGAUUGCGUCGUUUUUUUCUCUCUCCCAGCGGUGGUAUGAUCUGUUAACUAUAUAUUCACCGUGUCCGCGCGCACUGACGCGCUCCGGAUCUGCGAGAGACACCGAAUCAACGGGAGCAAAAUCAUUAGAAGAGGAUUCGUCGAGUCGGCGCGAGGAGAAAGGAAAAGGUUUCCUCGUGUCCAACAUGAUUCAUUAGAAGAGGAUCCGGAGGAUGUGAUGGAUGCAUGAGAGGAGAACGUAAGCAAGGCCAAUGCUGACUGUGAUGAUUGUGAUGGCAAGCAGAAGACUCCCGUAGCAGCAUCCAGGGCUGUUGACAACUGUGUGGAUUACACUUUGAUGCCACAAGAUACCUGAUUCCACAAGUUAAUCGUAAAAAAAGAAAGGGGCAGGACAUGAUUCAGUUGCCAUGCAGGCUGCUAUCGUAACAGGCCUUUUCAGCCCCUCCCCCCUCAUCUGGUUGGUCCAACUGUUGUUGUGGCCACACCUCCUUGGACCUCGCUUGGCUGAAGCCAGUCCCGCCUGCCCCAAUCCCUGUAGCUGUUCCAAUCAAGCCAGUCGAGUGAUCUGUACCAGAAAAGGCUUAAAUGAAGUCCCACAGAGUAUCUCGUCCAAUACGCGAUACCUCAACCUCCAGGAGAACUCCAUACAGUUGAUCAGGUCAGACACCUUCAAGCACCUAAAUCAUCUGGAGAUUUUACAGUUGUCUAAGAACCAGAUUCGUCAGAUAGAAGUGGGAGCGUUCAAUGGCCUUCCCAAUCUCAUCACCCUGGAGCUUUUUGACAACAGACUCCCACUGGUGCCAUCACAGGCAUUCGAGUACCUGAGCAAGCUUCGUGAACUCUGGCUGAGGAACAACCCCAUAGAGACACUCCCAGCGUACGCCUUCCACCGCGUGCCGUCACUGCGACGGUUAGACCUCGGUGAGUUGCGCAAACUCAGUUUCAUCUCGGAGGCCGCAUUCGAAGGGUUGCUGAACCUACGUUUCCUGAAUCUGGGCAUGUGCGGGCUUAAGGACGUACCCAACUUGACGCCUCUCGUGCGGUUAGAGGAACUGGAGCUGUCGGGAAACCAGCUGGGCGUGGUGCGUCCUGGAUCGUUCCAAGGCCUGGUGUCCCUACGCAAACUGUGGCUCAUGCACUCUCGGAUCUCUGUCAUUGAGAGGAAUGCCUUUGAUGACCUCAAGAACCUGGAGGAGCUCAAUCUGUCGCAUAACUCUCUGCAUUCAUUGCCACACGACCUCUUCACUCCACUGCAGCAGUUAGAGCGUGUCCAUCUGAACCACAACCCUUGGGUUUGCAACUGUGAUGUGCUGUGGUUGAGCUGGUGGCUCAAAGAAACCGUACCUGAUAACUCCACUUGUUGCGCACGAUGCCAUGCCCCACCAGGUACUAAGGGCAGGUACAUCGGUGACCUUGACCAGAGAGACUUCACCUGCUAUGCACCUGUGAUUGUGGAGCCACCAACGGACCUGAACGUGACCGAGGGAAUGGCGGCGGAGCUAAAAUGCCGCAGCGGGACAUCCAUGACUUCUGUGAAUUGGUUGACCCCCAAUGGGACCUUGAUGACCCAUGGAGCGUACAAGGUCCGGAUCUCUGUCCUGCAUGACGGAACCUUGAAUUUCACCAAUGUGACCAUGCAAGACACCGGACCAUACACCUGUAUGGUCACCAACUCUGCUGGCAACACCACAGCGACUGCUGUGUUGAACGUCUCAGCUCCUGAUCCAGGCAGUGGUUACAGCUACUUCACAACUGUCACUGUCGAAACCGUAGAGACGGGGCAAGAGGGGCACGAAUCAGCUCGGCAGUUCGUCAACGAGACCAUCAUUAGCUUUCCGGGAUCGCCGGCCACAUCGGCAUCAGCAGGUCCCACUAGUUCGAUGCUGUCCUCCAUGUCACCACGAACUACGCGUGCACCCGAUCGCCCGUUCACCGUCUCCAUCACAGACGUUGCCAACCUGUCGGGUCUUGAGGACGUAAUGAAGACAACUAAGAUCAUCAUAGGCUGCUUUGUGGCCAUCACCUUCAUGGCGGCCGUGAUGCUGGUCGUCUUCUACAAGCUCCGCAAGCAGCACCAACUGCACAAACACCAUGGCCCGGCGCGCGCCAUUGAGAUCAUCAACGUCGAAGAUGAGAUUGGGUCUGCAGGAGCCAGUGGCAUCACAGGAGGGAGCACCGUCCACACUGGAGCGGGAACGGGUGGAGGAAGCGGGCAGAGUCCCAGGAUCCAUGACCCCGAGAUCAUCACCCUGCCGAGCGUUGGGCAAUCGGAUCACCUGAACCACUACUACAAAGCGCACCACUUUAACAACAACGUGCUGGGCUUAAACAUGGCGACUGGAAUGCUCAACAACAAACCCAAUCUUACCUCCCAAAAUCAGGCUUCGACCAUGAAAAUAGGGACCGGUGACAUCAUCCCUGGCUCGACCUCCCCUCCCCUGCCAAUGCCCAUCCCAAUGGCGAUGACUUUCCAUGGAACUCUGAAAGGCCUUAGUCACGUUCCCAAUAUGCAGACUGAGCCGCUGUUGCUAUCGAAUGGCUCCAAGGAGAGCGUUCAGGAGACCCAGAUCUGAUCACACACACACACACACACGCGCAGGAAGGGAAGUACACUGGUUUUUACGCCAGUGUGACUGUCAAGUCUUUGACAUUAUGGAACUCCAUCCCUUUCCGACAGAUUCUAUGGAAUAUUCCGUUCAGUGAACAGAGAGACGGGGUUUUACUGAAGUGGACAUGGCGCUAUUGAGUACACCUGUGCCAAAGCAAGCGUCUUUUUUGCAGUUCUUUUUGAGUUGUGUCCGCGUAUAAAAAAUAUAGUCUAUAUUAAAGUAGUGUAAUUACUUAAGUGUUGGUUUGCCACAGUCCAGCGACACAGAGUACACACACACCGAUGUACAGCAGCAGCUAACAGACCUGUAUAAAAGCAUACACACAUUUACACUCGCCAGAGGUUGACAUCAUUAUUCAUUGUACUCACCUCGGUAGGUAGUGUACAUGUGUGUGUGUGUGUAAGGGACUGUAUUAAGUGAGACUAAUUCAGAAAUAAAGACUUAAACUGCUGUGAUCCAGAAUACAUGCUCAUGUUCACUCUGCUUCUGAAUCUAGCACAAGUGAGGAUCAGUUCAUAAGCUCAGAGAUCUGAACUCUGUUUCAGGGUGACACACACAUCAUACCUAGAGAAGAAGCCUUUCCCUGUGAACAAUAAGAGUUACUUGGCUGUUGUCCUCAGCAAAGGUACCAUAGUACCUCCCAACAAGCCGCCAUAGUGCAAACUCUCUGUGCAUAUCUACGUUUGAAGAGAUUGUGAGUGUCAUAUGUUUGUCUUUCCUCCUGUCAGCGCUGAAAUGAAGAGUAACAGCAGUGUGUAAGGGCUAUUUCACUGGCAUUGGGUGUUUUUGAUGUGCGCUGAACGUAUCUGGACUUAAAGCCGACAUGAAACGCCAUUUCGGUAUUUCUAUGUGAAACAUGGAUGCUUGACUUUAUCCAUCGGGAAUUGAUUGGAUCGUGAAAAGUGUGUGUGCCAAAAUGGAGCCAGGAGGGAUUUGUGAUUCUAGCCGAAACGGAAAGUCGUUUCAGAGGCGGAGCAGGUUACAGUUUGAUAAAAAAAAAAAAAAAAAAUCUGGAUAUUUUUUUUUUUUGUGUUGUUUUUUUGGCUUGGCAUAAUGUGCACAGUUGAAUCGUGCACAAUAAGGCCAGGAAUGUGUGUUAGGAAAGUAAACAGUGUCCAUUUUGAGUUCUUGUUGACUUUAAAAUAAGCUGUAUUAAAGCUUCGAAAUAUACUGGGAUACGCAGCACAGGAGAAUUUCAUUGACUUGAAAAUUUUAGAUUUUUAACAGAGACAGAACGAAAGACAUUGUGAAAAUGUCCCGAUUUUUCUGACGAAAGAUUUUGCAAUAUGACAUGUAAUCUUAUGUAAAGAUUUUCAAGUAUACUGUUUAUAGACCAAAUCAGUGGGUUUGGGUUCAAGGGUUCAGGGUUCAGGGAACGGGAAUACCGCUCACUUCAGAUGAAACGUUAGCCAUCCGGUUGGCCAAACUUGUAUGCCUCACCUUCAGAGAGUAUUUUCUUUGAAGAGACCCUUCGUGGGAGCCAUACGCCAACUGCUGACUACAUAAAGCGAUCUAUUGAUCAAGUUCCUCAUUCUUGAAUGGCUUUUGAAGUUGUAUAAUAACAAUGUGCAAUGUGCCAUUAACUGGAGUAGAGUACACAUGCGUGUAUUAUUGUAAUUGCUGCAUUAAACUUUAAUCGGUUUUUAAUUUCCAAUUCAUCAUCUUUUUAUCAAAUUGUUGUUGUUAAAACUGAUUCAUCCUUUUGCAAAUGGUGGGAAUUCUCAAUAAUCGGGCUGGACUUCAUUUGACCAACUGGGCGAUUGUUUUCUCCAUUGAAUCUAGUUCGACAUUAUUCAUUUUUGUUGAAGUGCUAUACAUAGCUCGGCAACCCGAGGACAUUAUAUCCCUCUCAAAUGUCUCCCUGCUAUUCUUCAUAAUGGAAUUAUAGGACAAACUAUAUAUUU